Molecule: messenger RNA, 7106 nt
Organism: Puccinia graminis f. sp. tritici CRL 75-36-700-3
Lineage: Eukaryota; Fungi; Basidiomycota; Pucciniomycetes; Pucciniales; Pucciniaceae
Exons: 6
Coding region: 852-6701 (1949 amino acids)
Biological process (GO): protein dephosphorylation
Cellular component (GO): cytoplasm; protein phosphatase type 2A complex
Molecular function (GO): protein phosphatase regulator activity
Source: RefSeq, a predicted model, not a curated record
CAACUAUCAGCUGAAAUCGUGUGCAAAAAAGGUGUAAAAGAGGUGAUGGACUCAUGAUGUUUGACCAAGUGGGCCAAUUUGACAGUGACAGGUUUGUGACCCUCUUUCUAGCCCUGGCCCCGAUGAUUAUAAGAGACCAAAUGCAUAUAUUUAUGUAUGUAGUUGACCCCACCGGCAACGUCCCGAUUACUCAUCUACAUAAAUACUUCCCUUUCCCCCACCCGUUCGAAUUUCGCCUGGCUCUACAACACUACAAUCGGAACCAUUCAUCAGCUUCCUCCCCUUUCUGCGCGCUAUCCUCGUCUCUAUACUCUUCGUCACAUCGGUCAUUUACGACUGCUACAAGCUCCAUCAUCACUAUCGACGUUCGCACAAAUCCAUACACACAGAUUAGCCAGGAUAAGAAACAAGCACCAUCCCCAUUCUUUGAGAGGCACAAUAAAAAAAAUAACCAAACUUUUCGAAGACGCUGGAUCAAAGGAAGAUAGGACACGACCGAGACAGUCCAAACAGCUAAUUUACGCCCUAGUUCGAUCGCCUACAGAGGCUCUCUGGUCGUUAUCUCCAUCUUCACCAGUUUGGGAAAACGAGUUGAGAUCAUCCAAGCAGGCCGAUUAUCAACCCAUCGAUUCCAACUCGUUCAGUUCAGCUCUUCGGCCUCGACCCUAUCCCUCUCGACCAAGCUUGAUUGGAGACUGUUUGAAAACUACUCUCGAGGUGUGUGUGUGUGUGCUGGCUUAACACAGACUCGAGCUCGAUAGAUUAAAUCGGCGGAUAAAUUGAUUAAUUUGAGCCAGUCUGACUCCCCUGCGCCUUCUCCUUACUCAGCCAGUCCUCACUCGCCAACCGAGAUGGUCAUCCUCCUCCAAGCCUCCAACUCGACUGCCACCAAAAACCCAGCCGCCCCAAACAACCCUACCCACCCACCCAUCCUUCUACUCAAACAACCACCACAGCCACCCAACCAGCUAUCACAGCAAACACCAUCACCACCACCACCACCACCACCCAGCACAAACACAGCAACCCUGACCAAUCACAACAAGCCAUUCAUCUUUGGCUCCAGCUGCACAACCAUCAACCCCACUCCCACCAGCAACACUAACACCAACACCAACACCACUCCCAACCCCAACCCCAACCCCAACCCCAACUCAUUCUCAUUCUCAAGCUCAAGCUCAAGUGCAAGCUCAGCCAACCCUGAACCAGGCCCAGCCGAACCACAACCACUGCUCCAGCUGCUCAAUCGGACCGGCACAUCUACUCACACCGGACGGCACCGGCGUAAGAGCAGCGUCUCAAUCAGCCCGCCCUUCUCUCGUAGCCCAUCCCCCAUCGACCCUAACCUACUGCUGAUCAAUAACCGAACCGAAGCCAACUCGAAACAGCUCAGCCUGCCCGGACUACCCGGACUGGUACAGACCACCCAGAUCGAACAGGAUAUCCUCUCCAGGCCUCGCUCGAUCCCAUCCUCAUCACUCUACUCCAACAACUUCAAGCUAGAACAUCCUACUAGCAACAGCCUGCCACCACCCUCAUCAACCUCCUCAAACUCAUCACCAUCCUCAUCACUCUCCUCCUCCUCCUCCUCAACCUCCUCUGCCUCAUCAAACUCAGCCAACCUCAACCAUCCCAACAGAAGCUUCCAUCUCCAAUCCUUCCUCUCUAGCCAUCACCAUCCUGCUCAAGACCCACAUCUCAGCCUGGCAGACCAACCAACGCUCAGCAGACGAUCAAGUGCCGACUCGCUCUCUCAGUCUCGUCUCCAGCUCCUCAACCUCACCCGUCAACGCUCACUCUCACCCUCCAUCUCAUCAUCCUCAUCAUCCUCAUCACCCUCAUCCUCACCCUCACACUCUCCUCUCAGAAUCACUCCUGAUCAAGAGCACCAGAACGAUACAGUGACUGAUGAUCAGAACCAACAGGGCGAUCACCCGGGUUUAGAACUCGAGCUCGCCCAGCAACCCUUAGUUCAAAUCCCCGCUCUCAUCAUCCCCGGUUCAUCCUCACUCUCCAGCCAUCGCACCCGUAUGCGUUCCCGUUCGAUCACCUCAAAUCAACCUCCUUGGCCGAUUGAUCUCUCAUCCUCGCCUCUCUCCACAACAAUCAAUCCUGAACAUCCUCAAGAUGACCCCCUAUCAUCCCCCAAGCUAUCUCUUCUAUCCAACAAGAAAGCCAUCCCCCCUCCUCUCGAUCUGACCCGCUCCAUUCAAACACCUGCCUCAUCAACAGCCUCAACAACUACAACGCCCGCUGAUCCUGCACGUCCCGGGACACCUCUCUCUGCUGACUUCGCACCUAACUUCAUCGACCCCACCAUCCAACUAGCUGCAUCCGCUCCACCCACCUCUCCCUCUUCACCCCUUGAGAUUGAUCAGAAACCAAGCAGUCCGCUCAUCAAACCUGAGGAAGAUCUGGUGAUCGAAGAUGAGGAACGCAAGGCGGCUGAAUGGAUGGAUACCUGCUCAAACUCGUGUGCGCUGGAUGAGAACAGAGGUGAGGAUGAUCCCGCCCAUCAGUCCUUCAGCCCGCUUCAUUUGAUGGGCAAUAAUGAUCAGGAGGAAGAUGAAGAGGAUGAUAGAUUGAGUACGAUGGAGAAGAUCUUCUUGUUUGCAAAUAGUGAAAACGCUUAUCACCGUGUCAUUGUCUCUCAACGGUUGCCUGAACUUUUGGAAGAAGUGGAUAUCUCCGAAGCGGUUGAAUACGUCUUACCGCUCCUGAGUGGAUUGGCCCAAGAUGAUGAAGGGAUUCGUGAAGCUCUUGGCCCAUCGCUGUGUAACAUCAUGUGGUACUACUUCAGUAAAUGUCCAUUAUCAGAAACUGAAGAGCCCCCUGUCAAUGACGGCCAACAGCGCCCAGCCAUGACUCCUUCUUCCAGAGCCGACGGUUCGAAUCCUAGUCUAGAGUGGCCUACUGAGGAACGGCGCAAGCGACCUCAGAUAUCCCUUGGUUCCUUCACCAUCUCAUUAAUCACCCUGUUCACUGAUACCAACCGAUCAAUUGGACUGCUCUCACGCUACGCCUUGGUAGCUUUUCUCUGCCGACUCUUAGAUUGUCCGUUGCCCGAGUGGUCAGAAGACAUCAGGUUGGUCGCUGGCGAACCGUACCUGCCGAUCGAGUAUCAUGGAGUAGAUCGGGAAGACCACUACGAAGAAUACGUGUUCAGUGAUUCGAUACGAAGACGAAUCGCAUAUGAGCUUGUUGGCCUAGUGAUCCACGACCUCUGUCAACCACCCAAGCCUGAUCCGAUUGUCCUGCGACGUGACCGUAGCGAUGCUAGUGAAUCCGAUGAAUGGGAUACCGUACCAUUGGGUGGCGAUGAAGCUGAGCAACUGAGCCGACAGCGGUACUACGAUAUUGAUCCACCCAAUCCUUCCUCCAAUCCACUUGGAUCUAAUUCACCUUCCAACUCAACGUCAGCUUUGAAUCUACCUCCAGUCGACAACUUUUUUUCACGACACGUCUCAUCGCAAUACUCAAGCGACAGUCUGAACCCCAAUGAUUCUCUCGAUUGCAUCCAUCGUCAGCAAGGGGGCUUAGCCUUAAUUGAGUCAAUAGCUCAAGCUCGAUGCUUCGAUGCCAGUUUUAUGCAUCGUAAGUUGCUGCGACAAGUGCUUGACAUGUCUCGCGAUGAGGACUGCCGUGCCCUGCGACAACAAGCUGCUUCUACCUUGACCACUUUGAUGAUCAGUUUGCCAUCCUCGUUGUCAGCAACGACUCCAUCCUGCCCCUUGGAUUCGUUUGUUGAGAUGGAUGAAGACACAGAGAACCUACUCAUUAAUGCAUUUCGCUCUUUCGCUUCCGACAUGGACCCCGAAGUUCGAAAACAGAUCUGUCUAGGCUUACCUGCUCUCCUAAAACUGGUUCAGCAUCGCCCCCGAGCUGAACUGUCCCUCGACCUGAUUCAACACUUCAGUCGCGAUGACAACCGGGAAGUAAGGAUUGUUGGAUAUCAGAUCUUAGGCGAACUGAUCUACGUAUUCCACCUCGAGAAGUCCACAGUCCCCCAUCAAAUCGUCCAAUACUUUCUCAGCGGGUUCGAACCACAUCAGCAAUCGAUGUCAGACGCCCUCGGGGAGCGAAUGGCAGAUCGAAUGCGAUCAUUUGGUUGCUCGAUGGAUUUUGAUGAUCCACCCUCAUUAAUGCUAGGUCCUUUCGAUCAGGAUCAACUCCCUCAGACUAGCUCGUCCUUUGGAACCUCUGCGAUAUCGCUUGAAGACACUGAACGAGCCAUGUGUUGCUCUUACAACUUCCCCGCAGUCUUGCUAACCUUGGGCGUCGAAAGAUGGCAGGAUAUGAGGAGCUUGUUUUUGAAGUUGGCGACGGACGUCUCGUAUCCGCCCAGGGUUCGACGGUCGUUAGCUCGCUCGAUGCACGAACUCAUCAAACUGAUAAGGGCACCUCUGAAGCAGACCUGCUCAAUGAUCGUCCAUGAUUCGAUCGAGACCUCGAUUUCACUUGCCACCGAAGACUGGCUACGCGUACUGAAGUUCUUCUUAUUCGAAGACCCGGAUCUCGGGAACACUGAAUCUGUCUUGGAGACUUUGGACACUAGUCUUAGUGACAUUGAUGUCGAAGGAGAGUUGAGUUCAAUAAUCUGUAAAUUAACUCAGUACUUCGGUACACCAGAUUCCGAUUCCCUCAGAACCGUUGGCUGGACCGUAAGAGAACGCGUGAUCCUUUUCUUGCCCAAACUGUUUGAUCACCUGAGUGAUUGCUUUGUCGAAAGAGAAAGUGAUGGCUGUAUGAAGACUCUACUUUUCGCUGGGCUCAAUGACCCUGCCGCAGCUGUAAGAGAAGCUGCCCUUCAAUUCGUUCCGAUAUUGUAUAAUUCGGGACGAAAUUCUGACAACCGGAAGUUUCAAUUGAGGUUACUGAGCUCAUUAAAAAGCUUGAGUCAAGAUCCAAACUACCGAGUUCGAAUGAUUUACCCACGAGCAAUCUUCAACUUGGUGAAGUUACUGAUGCCGAUCGAUAUCCUGGAGUCGAUUGUUUUAGAAGACAGUAGUUUGACGCAAAUCAGUCAAGAUCGAGUGGGUGGAGUUCGGAUAGGCUUGAGUCGCUUGAUUCAUGAAUUGUGUACCUCAAAUGACUAUUAUGGCUGCGAAAGUGGUCGGAGAAUCCCUAGACUCCUAAGGCGGAUGAUCGAGAAACUGGCUAAGGAUCCGGAAUCAGUAGUUUCUUCGUUCAUAGAAGAUCUGGCCAAAGUUCGAAAUCCGGAUGAUGAACCUCUACAGGACACGGAGAUGGCCGUGAUGGCCAAUCCUCAGGCAAGCAGUUCGACUGACAGGAGGGUAUCUCGCCUUGGUCUUUCAUGGGGCGGCAAAUCGAAUGUGGACGAUAGUUGUGGAAGCAUUCGGAUGGACUGCUUGGAGGAGGACUCGGAGGAUGAUCUCUCGGGCUCAGGGAUUCAAGUGGACGAAAGCCGACUGAGUGAGGAUGAAGGUGUGAAGAUCAGCAUCAAUGAAGAUCACAGUGAUGAUGACGAGAGUACUACCCCGCAUGGAGAGCUGCAGAUCCCUCUCCAUACGAGCAUCGAUAUCGUCGCAGAUGAAAACUUUGACUCUCCUAACCUCUCUCUCUCCUCGGUUUCUACCGACGGCGAUGAACUCAAAAUCCUUGAUCAUCAUCACCAUCCUCCGAGUACACAUUCCCCAACACCCUUCGUAAAAUUGAGUUCAAGGAAAUUAACAAAUCUUGGAUCAUCCGAAGAGGAGGAGGAGGAUGAUGAUGAUGAGGAAGACCAGCUGGUUGAACAAUUAAAUGGACUGGGUUCUGAAGACAUCGACCGACAUCAUCCCACAGUCUCCUCAUCCUUUACAUCGUUCCCUCAGCCCCCACACCUUUCUUCUUGUCUCGAUGAACACCUCGAGAUCGACGAUGAAAGGUUUCAGAAUUCCACCUCUGAUGAAGCCGACAUUCCACCUCAGCUCGUUAGGAAAAAAGUGCAACCCCUCGCCCGAUCCGAGCGCUCAUCAUCCAGGAGGAGUGGCCCGAUCCGUAGAAGCAUCUCCGAGCCAGUCGGCUGUUUCUUGACCUCCUCUUCAUUUUCUUCUUCCUCUUCCCCCAAAACCGAGUCGGCAUGGUUCUUGAACUCCAAUGACUCUUCCUCUUUCCAACACUCUUGCUCAUCAUCUCCAAAAACUGCGACUGUAAAAAACACAAAUAGUCCCAGGAACGCUUCACCCACUACUCCUACUGCGACUCAGUUAAGAUCUUCACGAGGAAAAAAAGUGAGCCCCAAUGGGCUUCGUCAGAACGGCUUGAUUGAUCACAAGGAGGAGGAGGCACAUUCCCCGCGUGCUAUCAAUGGUCGGUCUAGUAGUAAAAAUCGUUAUGGAAGCCUCAGUUCUUUCCAUUACCAUCAAGAUCAUCAAGAAGAAGACGAAGAACCAGUUCAGAAGAGAAGUAACAAUACUCGAAGAAGUGUCAGCCAUCAUGACUCACUGGCUUGUCGUCAACAACAUCAACAGCAGCAUGACCGGAUCCACUCCAGCUCAGCGCUUAACAAUCCCAAAUUCUUCUCCCCUCAUCAUCACCACCUACUCGCCCAUCCUCGUCCUUCUCCAGACUCAUCUUCCUCUAAUCGCGCCUCUCUCAUUCCCUCUCCUUCAACAACCGCACCACCAAUCGAUUCCUCCGGCGAGCAACUUUGGAUGAGGGAAACUGAUGGCGGGUUUGUUGAGGUUGGAGAAUAUUAAAAUCUUGCCAUUGGGUUUUUUUUCCCUCUACUACGACUAGUAUGAUUGUUAUUAUUGUCUUUUUAUUUUUAUUUUUACUUUUUUCGUUUUUUUCUUUUCUUUUUUUGGUAUAAAAAGUUGCUCAAAUUUUUGUAAUUUAUUUUAAUAUUAUGCUUUUUUGUUUGUAAACAAAAAAAAAAAACGAUCUACUCUGCUUACUAUCUGUCAUGAGUCUCCUUGCAAUGAUUCUCGAUCAUCGUAGCUUGUUCUUUCUUUUUGACCAAAUAUUUCUAUCUAUAUCACGUUUUUUUUUUUUGGUACAUAUACAUAUUUACUUAUAUUUAUUACUCGUAGUUUUGCCCCUUUUUUUUCUGGUCUCUCUUGUCUGUUUAUUUAUUCUUAUAAUUGAGCUUUACUCAAGUAAUC